Messenger RNA from Scatophagus argus, 2159 nucleotides. It is a transcript of the gene rassf2b, whose product is annotated as Ras association domain family member 2b. Lineage: Eukaryota; Metazoa; Chordata; Actinopteri; Scatophagidae. The transcript is spliced from 11 exons. Bases 317 to 1300 code for a protein of 327 amino acids. Gene Ontology annotation, biological process: regulation of non-canonical NF-kappaB signal transduction; positive regulation of JNK cascade; signal transduction. The record is from RefSeq and is a predicted model, not a curated record. Gene Ontology annotation, cellular component: nucleus; cytoplasm.
CCCCCAGACGCUGCUGUGCCGCGAGCUCCGCCACAGCAGAUGGAUCUCUCGCGCUCCGCUCCCCCUCCGCCUCCUCUUUCCUCCUGGAUGCACGCGCCCCAGUGAUUGUUUCCAGCGACAGGAGAGCUGAGCGAGUUGACCGAGGAGUUUUCCCUUAACGGGCAGUUUAAGUCGCCGUACCGCGAGGACGAGGGGAGAGCCAGGAGGAGGUGGAGGAAGAGAACCGGAGAGCCAGCCUCCCCCGGUUUGCUCCCCGUUUCUGGUGACUCAACAACACCACACAGUCUUCAACAAGCUCCUCUCAUGCUUACUGAGAAUGGAUGACACACAGUGCAGGGUUCAGGUUGGAGAAAACAAGUUCAUCAGCAAGGUAACAGUCCUCUCACACCUUAAGACGUACAAUCUCUACUAUGAAGGACAGAAUCUACAGCUCCGACACAGAGAAGAAGAGGGGGAGCUGAUCUUUGAGGGCUUGCUGAAUAUCUUCUGGGGCCUGCGGCGACCAAUCAGGCUUCAGAUGCAGGAUGACCACGAGCGAAUCCGACCGCCGCCCUCAUCUACGUCCUGGCACUCCGGCUGCAAUCUGGACAGUCAGGGAUCCUCCAACAGCACAGAUGGUCAGCAGGCGACACAGCAGAGCCCACCCACAGUGGAAGUGACUCCACCUGACAGCCAAAUGGAGGGCAAUGGUGUGAUGAAUGAACAGUCAGACGAGGACAGUGAGAGUUCCGCUCAGCUCCUCAGGACGAAGAGUGAUGCCGGGGUCUUAAGGCGGUUACAGCGACGGUCACCGAGCGACCAGAGGAAAAUUCGACGCCAUCGCUUCUCCAUCAACGGACAUUUCUAUAACCAUAAGACAGCAGUGUUUACUCCUGCUUACGGCUCCGUGACCAAUGUGAGGAUCAACAGUUGCAUGACGACGCCUCAGGUGCUACGAGUUCUCCUCAACAAGUUUAAAAUUGAAAACAGCCCAGAUGAUUUUGCGAUCUACCUCGUCCACGCAAGCGGAGAGCGUGUGAAACUGAAGCGAAGCGACUAUCCUCUGGUGCUGAGAGUGUUGCAGGGUCCAUGUGAGCAGGUCUGCAAGGUUUUCCUCAUGGAAGAAGACCUGGGAGAAGAAGUCACAUAUGAUGUGGCGCAGUAUAUCAAGUUUGAAAUGCCUGUCCUGCAGAGUUUCAUCACCAAACUGAAGGAGGAGGAGGACAGAGAGGUGCAAAAACUCAGGACAAGAUAUACUUACCUGCGGUGUAUAAUCGAGAAGCAGCUCAGUUGUCUUCCGGAGGGGCCGACGUGUAUGUGAUCUGCAAACUUUCAAACCUCUCCCAGAGAACCAUAUCCUUCACCCAGCUGUGACCAGGAGAGUGACCAAGAAUCAGCUGACAAAAACCUAUUUUUAUGUGUUUCAUCCCGCUCCUCUCAGCUCCUCUGAAUUCCUGCCUCUGUAUGGGGCCUUUUUCAGAUUAUCCAAUCAGUUAACAUACAGAGAAAACUUAAACAUGCUGGAUGGUGUGCAUGUUAAGUGUGAUCUGCAUCUCAGCAGUACUCAGAUUCAGACCAAGUCACUUGUCGUCUGCUGUCCUCUCUGUUUUUCUUUGUCAUCACGUACAGUACACACAGAAACUAAUCACUCAACUCCUGAAUAAUUUAAUCAUUUUUUGCAGUGCAGUACUUUGCAGAAUGAGCUUCAAACGAAUGUUUGUUCAGUCUACCGUCCAGAUUGCAAGCUGAUGCCCAAAAUCUGUUUAAAGCACAAAACAUCAUAUAAUAUGGUCUUAGUGAAGUGCCUGUUUAAAAGUUUUCCCAAGCACAAAGACACGCAGGGAAAUUCUGAGGUGGUAACUGGAAAGUACAGAGCUACAGUUGAACCACAGCUUUCAGUUAAUGUGAAACAGACCACAUCACAGAGGGAAACGUUUGUGGCCUCUAAAGGUGACACCAUCCGGUCCCACAUUGUGCCGUGUGACGUUAUGUUCCACACGCAAUUUGUUAAAUAUUUUAUUUGAAGGAAUUUAACUGAUCCUGUUCAUUUCGCUGCAGUCGUGUGAACAGAUAAUGGCUUUGUGUUGCAGCCAUCAGUCUGCUGGUGGUUCGUCUUUCUGCAGUCAUUCCAGAUGAAUGUUCAGCGUUAUAUGAUUGGGGUUUAAAGGCAUAGUUUGAUA